Molecule: messenger RNA, 717 nt
Organism: Penicillium atrosanguineum
Lineage: Eukaryota; Fungi; Ascomycota; Eurotiomycetes; Eurotiales; Aspergillaceae
Product: mitochondrial inner membrane protease ATP23
Exons: 3
Coding region: 1-717 (238 amino acids)
Biological process (GO): mitochondrial protein processing; mitochondrial proton-transporting ATP synthase complex assembly
Cellular component (GO): extrinsic component of mitochondrial inner membrane
Molecular function (GO): metalloendopeptidase activity
Source: RefSeq, a predicted model, not a curated record
AUGUCCGAUUCUCAGUCGCCGGGUGCGACCGCACCUUCAAAUGGAAAACCGGAUACCGGGUUUACUCCAGGUGAUGAUACGAUGACACAGUUCCGCAACAUCUACUCCAUCUUGACCGGGAAGAUGUCAUCCGAGGGAAUUGAGCAGUUCCGCGUUGCGCGAGACAUUCGAAAUGAAGCUGCUGACUGCAAGCGAUGUGAUGAACAGCGUGACUACCUACUUCAAUGGAGUCCGACAAUUCGCUUCCUCAGUGACAACAUUCGGCAACUUGGUGGCGAUCUUCACAGUCAUAAUAUCUAUUGCCGCCGCUGUACCGAUCGAAAAGGUGGUGGCUUCGAUCCCGAAUAUGGAAUUCUACUUUGUGCAAAUGAGAUGAAGGACCAGGGGCAUUUAGAGGACACAAUGGCUCAUGAGAUGGUUCAUGCCUACGAUCACCUGCGAUUCAAAGUCAACUGGACCGACAACUUGCGACAUGCUGCAUGCACAGAGAUCCGAGCCAGCUCACUCAGCGGCGAGUGUAGAUGGGCGCGCGAAUUUUUUCGACGAGGCCAAUGGAAGCUCACCCAGCAACACCAGGAGUGUGUCCGGAGAAGGGCUGUCUUGUCUGUGAGGGCACGGCCUACUUGCAGAGACGAGGCUCAUGCACAGCAAGUUGUCAAUGAAGUCUGGGACAGCUGCUUCAGAGACACCAGGCCAUUUGAUGAAAUUUACCGAUGA